This is a messenger RNA of Cuscuta europaea, 8224 nucleotides long. NCBI's taxonomy places the organism in Eukaryota, Viridiplantae, Streptophyta, Magnoliopsida, Solanales, Convolvulaceae. The record is from the annotation of a GenBank genome assembly.
AGUACUAUACCCUACUUGUCCUUGAUCCACAGUAUUCCUAGCUACUCGUAUUACUUCCCGUGGUUUUUCAUUUACUAUUCUCCUUUCAACAAUUUACUACAAAAAAAUCUAAUUUCCAAUAGUGGUGGCUAGCUGAUCAAUAAUCAAGAGUGGUGGCUAGCUGUGUGCUAUAAAUUUGAUCAAAGGAGUAGAUUGCAUGUAAGAAAAACCCUCUCUGAUCUUUAACAUAUAUAUUCAGUCUUUCUUUUAAUUUUUGAUCUGAAUUGGUUUCUCUCUGGCCUCUAGUCCUCUCCCCAACAAAAGAAUGGCUGCCAAUAAUAUACCACCAUUUUUUACCGGCCUUGAUGAAAAAACACAGUUGCAUGAAGCUCCACGCCGUUCUGCCAAUUAUCAUCCCAGCAUUUGGGGAGACUUCUUCCUAUCAUUUUCUUCUCUACAAAUGGACAAAAAGACCAGAGAAUUGCAAGAAGAUCAUGAACAACUAAAGCAAAAGGUGAGGAACAUGCUUGUUGAAGAUCCCCACAUUUCAUUGCAGAAACUAGAACUGAUUAACAACGUCCAACGGUUAGGAGUGAGUUAUCAUUUCGAAAAGGAGGUUAGAGCAAUCCUGCAAGAAAUAUUUGAGGUCAACGAUGACCUUAACGCCAAGGACAUAGAGGCGGAUGAUCUUUAUGCCAUUUCUCUUCGCUUUCGACUACUUAGACAAGAAGCGUAUCAUGCACCUACCGUGGCUCAUUCAAACUUGAAGAUAGAUAGGGACUUAUCAAGCCUCCUACCCCUAUCCAUACUACCAAGGACGGAGGUACAUGUAUGGCAAGGCCCCCCAACUUUUUUAUUUUUUUAGUAAUACUAAUGUUAAAUAUGAAAUAAUCUGAAAAGAUUAGGUCAGAACUAUCUCAUAGAGGCUGAAAUGCUUUCGGGUAGAUUUUUUUGAUGAAAUUUUGUUAGAAUGUUUUCGAUAAAGAGUAGAUUAUGUCCACCAAACUUCAACUUAUAAUUCAAUGGGAGGUUAAUGAAAAAACACUGCAUCUUUUAAAUAUGUUUUGGCACACUGCUUUUCAAUAAUUUAUUUAAGUGACUUCGCGAUUGAAUUUUAAACUGAAAUUUGGUGUAAAAUCUGCACAUCAUGAAAAACAUUCUCACAAAAUUCCAUCAAAAAAUCAAUCCGGAAGCACCUCAAACUUAGCCGGUCGGAAGGCGAAUCCCGUCAGGUACUUUUGAUAGAAUCAUUCCUUAUGCAAUAAUUACAUAUAUAUGAUUAAAAUAGGACAUAAUCUGUGUUGCUUCCCAAAUAGAUCUUAUUUAUUCCUAUUAAAAAUAAUGUGAUUAAAGUUUUCCAAAAUAGGAGUGAAUAUGUCCUAUUGCGAAAAUAAAACAAUGAUAAUCCUAUUUAUGAACUUUAUUUUUGUUUUUGUCUUAUUUAGAGAAUUUUCUGUUUAUUGUUUUUGUUGCUUCUUGCCCCCCCUCCAACAACUAAAUCCUGACUCCGUCCCUGCAUACUACACCACAUUCAAAAUGAAUUGUGAGAGGUAUUGGCCCUAUGGGCCUUGGCCUUCUUUUCCAAUUUAUCCGGCACUUGGGGCUUUACCAUUUGGUUACCACCCAGCCCAUUUACCUCCUUACCAGAUCCAUCCCUUGUGUUCGGCCCCUUUACUCUUUGUGACCUACUUACCUUGUUGGGCUUUCCCUGACCCGCCUAUUUAAUCUUUGACCUGUCUCUCUGCUGGGAAGAGUGAGCCGCAUAUGUGUAACCCUAGUUCUAGAGCCUUUUGUUUAGAGAGAGGGUCUAUCUUCUCUCUAGCCUUUCUCCUUCUUCCGCUCCUCUCUUCACCUCCUUCGUGUGUGUGUGCGCUCUGAAAGUUCUAGGGUGAGGUUUGAGAGUGUAGCUGGGUUUGGGGUUGCGGUUCUGGUACCUUGGUGGUGGUUCCCGGUCCGGUAGGUUCUUUUGUAGUGGUUGUGAGUUGUUUCAGAACCUUUGGGUUCAUGUGGCUGGAGACCUGAGCUGGAAGAUCUAUCAGCCUUACAGUGGUAUCAGAGCUUGGUUCUCGCCGUCUCUCGACGGAAAGCUCCACCGGAAACCCAACAGCUACUCACCUCUGACGACAUCGGCUCCCUCCUCUUCGUGCAUGGUAAGUCGGAUAAUCCCACUGGAUAUCCGCUCAGGUAAAUUGGCUUGAAACACCCUAGGUGCAUCAGGUGCCUCCGGAUUUGGUUUACUUUACUCCCCCUUUCCCCGCGCGGUCGUGAGUUGAUUUUAUCCCGACCGCCAUCACCUCAGGUAUGUCGGCCGAAUCUCUCCUUUGCAUGUGUUAAUCUUCAUGUUGCAUGUUCAGAUUCGUGAUUGGUUUGUGUUCUUGACUGUCUCUCUGUGUGUUUGGGGUAGUGGGUUGGGGCUGGUUUCUUUUUUGUUCUUGCACCUUUUUGUAUUCUGUGAGUUUGUUCUUUUUUAGUAUUGUUUCUCGUUCCUCAGUUGUCUGUCUAUCUAUGGAUAACCUAAGUGAUUCUCUCUGAUUAGUGAAGGCGCGUGGUGUUAGGGCUAGGGGAUACCCUGCCAGCCACCAGAGUGGCUUCAGAACUGCGUGGUCCUCUAGUCCGCUACCUGACCUACUCUAGGGUUUUCACUUGAUUUGUCUGUGUGGCAUCUCUUAGGUUUCUGUGUAUUUUGCCAUGGCUGCUAAUCGAUAUGGAAUGUUGACCUUUAAUGGGAAAACCGAUUUUGAUAUCUGAAAGCAAAAGAUUAAAUGUCUUUUAAUUCAACAAAAAGUUUUCAGAGCUGUCACUGGGAAGUUUUUAGAAACUGAAAAUGAGGCUAAACAACUUGAAAUGAAUGAAACUCACUGUUCAACAAUUUACUUAAAUCUUUCUGACUCCGUGUUAAGGAAAGUUGGUAUACUUGACUCUACAAAAGAUUUGUGGGAAAAACUUGAUAGUCUGUAUACUGAUACCUCCUUACCAGGCAAACUAUUUUUACUUGAAAAAUUUUUCCGGUUCAGGCUUGACCUUACGAAGGAUAUAGAUGAAAAUUUGGAUAUUUUUAAAAAACUUGUUCAAAACAUCAAACACGCUGGUGACAAGCAUAUUGAUGACUACACCCCAAUUAUUUUGCUCAAUGAUAUUCCUGAUUCUUAUAGUGAUGUCAAAUCUGCCAUCAAGUAUGGUAGAGAUGAUGUUACUUUAGAUAUUGUGGUUAAUGGCUUAAAAAGUAGAGAACUUGAUUUGAAACAAAAUAGAGGUCAUGGCAAUCAAUCUGGUGAUUCUAGUGAGGCCUUUUUUGUGAGGGGUAGGUCUAAGAAUAGAUCUAAGAACUCCAAGAAGGAAAAUCAAUAUAAGAAUAGUCAGAAGCCUAGUAAGAAGAGAGGUAAGUCUAAGAAAAGGGUCUGUUACAAUUGUGGUAAGUCUGACCAUUUCAUAAAGGACUGUCCCAGUCCUAAAAAGUCUGACCAGGCCAACUCUGCUGUCUCUAAUGAUAUACAUGAUAAUGUGUUUAUGGUCUAUGACUUUGCAAACUCUGUGCUAAGUGGCUUAACUGAAAAUGAAUGUCUUAUUGACUCUGGUUGCACUUAUCAUAUGACUCCUUUUAAAUCCUUAUGUUCUUCCUAUGAUCUUUGUGAUGAUGGCUAUGUGUCUCGAGCUGAUAGUAAGAAAUGCAAAGUGCAUGGGAUGAGGAGCAUAUGUUUGAAGUUUGAUAAUGGGACAGUGUACACUGUGAAAAAUGUGAAGCAUGUUCCAGAUCUGUGUCAUAAUCUGUUUUCAGUUGCUGCUUUUGAGGAUAGUGAGUUAGAGGGAAAAUGGGGUAAUGGUUAGAUGAAGGUUUUGAAAAAUUCCUUGGUUAUGUUCAAAGCUUUGAAGGUGAAUAAUUUGUAUGUGUGACAUGCUGUUCCAUUCUCUGAUUCUGCUAAUGCUGUUUGUCCUGAUAGCUCUGUGUUGUGGCAUAGUAGGCUAGGUCACAUGAGUAAUAAGGGUCUAGAAAUCAUGCAUAAAUCUGGUUAUUUUGGUAAAGAUUGUGUGUCUUCUGUGCCUUUCUGUGAAACAUGUGUUCUUGGUAAGCAGCAUAGGGUCAUUUUCCCUAGUUCCUCCUAUCCAAACCUGUCUAAGUGUACCUCUGCCUUAGAGUAUGUUCAUGCUGAUGUCUGGGGCCCUGCAAGUAUCUCUACCCAUGGUGGUAAGAGAUAUUUCAUGUCUAUUAUAGAUGAUUUCUCUAGGAAAGUUUGGUUUUGUCUCUUACAGAAUAAGUCUGAUGCUGUAGAGAAGUUUAUGGAGUGGAAAACCCUAGUUGAAACCCAGUCUGAUCUUAAGAUUAAAGCCCUUAGAACUGAUAAUGACCUAGAGUUCUGUAAUAAGGAGAUAAAUCAAUUGUGUGUUGACUAGGGAAUAAAAAGGCACAAUACUGUGCCCUAUACUCCCCAGCAGAAUGGUGUAGCUGAGCAUAUGAAUAGAACCUUGUUUAAUAAAGUAAAAAGUCUCCUUCCCACCUCUGGUCUGUCUAAGCAAUUCUGGGGUGAAGCAGUUAACACUGCUGCCUAUUUGGUAAAUAGGUCCCCCUUUGUUCCUCUAGGAGGAAAGUGCCCCGAGUCAGUUUACUCUGGAAAUAAAAGCCCCUAAACUUGUCCAACCUUAGAGUGUUUGAUUGUACCGCCUAUGUUCAUCAGCAGCUGGAUAAGCUAGAUCCUAGGUCUAAGAAGUGUGUCUUUCUAGGGUAUCCUGAGGGGGUAAAAGGUUAUAGGCUGUGGGAUAGAAACCAGGUGGGUUUUAAGGUAGUGAUCAGUAGGGAUGUAAUCUUCAAUGAAUAUGAAUUUCCCUGUCUGUCUAGUCCUACCACAAAACUAAGUUCUGAGAGUGUUCAGUCUGAGGUGGAGUCUACUCCCGCUGCUACCAUUCCAUUGUUUAACAAUGUUAAUGAUUCCGAUGCUAACCUGCAUGGUACUACCCCUUCUAGUGGGGUGGAGUCUUCUCAUGAUUUUGAUUUACAUGAUAAUUCUGAACAACAUGAUUCUAUGGAGCAUGAUAUACCUGAUUUGCAUAACUAUCAAGUUGUUAGAGAUAGGAGUAGAAGGACUCUUAAGAAGGUGUUUGAUUCUAUGUCUGAUUAUGCUUUUCAUGUGCAUGAUACCUCCAGAUUUGCUUACUCUGUGUUUGAGACCCUUGAGUUAAAUGAGCCCAAAACCCAUAAGGAAGCCCUUACUUCUAAGGAGUCCCAGAAGUAGCUUGAUGCCAUGAAUAGUAAGAUGGAGUCUCUUAGACUUAACAAAAUUUGGACAUUGGUCCCUAGACCUCCCAAUUGUUCUGUUGUUGAAUGAAAGUGGUUCUUUAAGUUCAAGGAAGAACCUCAAAGUGUGAGAUUUAAGGCUAGGUUAGUGGCUAAGGAGUUUACUCAAAAAGAGGGGGUAGAUUAUGCUGAAAUUUUUUCUCCUGUGGUUAAGUUUACUACUGUUAGGAUCAUGCUUGCUUUAGUUGCUCACUUUAAUUGGGAAAUGAAACAAAUGGGUGUGACCACUGCUUUUCUACAUGGUGAUCUUGAUAAAAAGAUCUAUAUGACCCAACCUGAGGGGUUUGUGGAUCCCAAGAAAAGUGAUUAUGUGUGUUUGCUAAGGAAGGCUUUAUAUGGUCUCAAGCAGUCUCCUAGGCAAUGGAAUAUUAAGUUUGAUCAAUGCAUGAAAUCUAUGAAAUUUGUUAAGUCUGCUUGUGAUCAUUGCUCAUAUUAUAAGGAUACCUCAUCUGUGCCAGUAUUCUUAUCACUUUAUGUGGAUGAUAUGUUAAUUAUCAAUCCUAAUCUUGAUUCCAUUGUUCAUGUGCAAAAGUGUCUCUGUGAAAACUUUUCAAUGAAAAACCUAUGGGAUGCUAAGAUGAUCCUAGGCAUCAAUAUCAAUAGGGAUAGAAGCAUGUCUACUCUUUUGUUAAACCAAGUUUCUUAUGUAGAGAAGGUUUUGAGUAAAUUCAACAUGCAAUCUGCUUCCCAUGUGAAUGUUCCUUUAGCAUCACAUUUUGUGCUAUGUAAGGAUCAGUCCCUCAAGACUGAUUCUGAAAUAAGUGAUAUGAAAUAUGUUCCUUAUUCCAGUGCUAUAGGAUCUGUUAUGUAUCUUAUGGUCAGUACUAGGCCUCACAUUGCUUAUUCUAUAAGUUGCUUGAGUCAAUAUAUGUCAAAUCCUGGUAUGCCUCACUGGAAUGCUCUGAAAUGGCUUUUGAGAUACCUUAAAUCAACUGUGAAUCAUGGUUUGUUUUUUGCUAAGUGUUCUGAUGGUACUGUGUUACGUGGAUAUGUGCAUUCUAACUAUGCUAAUGAUAGGGAUAAUAGGAAAUCCACUUCUUAUGUGUUUACUUUGUAUGGAACCUGUAUUAGUUGAAAGUCCCAGUUGCAACCCAUUAUUGCCUUGUGCACUACUGAGUCUGAGUAUGUUGCUGCCACUGAAGCCUUUAAGGAAGCUAUUUGGCUUAAAAGGCUUGUCAGUGAUUCAGGUUUUCUUAAACAAAGACUUACAGUUUUCUCAGACAGUCAGUCUGCCAUACAGCUUUGCAAGAACCCUGUGUUUCAUGACAGGACCAAGCACAUUGAUGUCAGGUUCCAUGUCAUUCGAGAAAUUGUGGAGGCAGGUGAUAUCUAUACGAAAAUAUAAUUGGGAGAAUAAUGGCUUGCCCUAUUGGGUGCCUUAGCAUUGUAUUUAUAAUAAAACAGAGUUAUGGAAUAUUACAAAGCAAUCCCUAAUUAUUACAUUAUUACAACCCCUCAAUUUGUGCAGGGGAAAUGACGUGCAAAUUGGAACGUAAAAACUCAAAACGCUGACUAGAUAAGUUCUCGGUGAAGAUAUCCGCCAACUGUAACUGGGUGCUUUUGAAUAUUUUUUGGAAAGUGAUGGCAAAUUCAAGGAAUCCAUGAUCAACAAUGUGGAUGCAAUGUUAAGCUUGUAUGAGGCGUCACAUGUAAGAGUUCACGGUGAUAAGAUUUUGGAUGAAGCACUCAUAUUUACCACUACUCGUCUACAAACCCUAUUUACAAACCCUACAUUCAGAUCACCACAAGUUAGUGAAGCACUAGAACAGCCCAUCUGUAAAAGAUUAGCCAGGAUAGAUGCAAGAAAAUACAUAUCCAUUUACCAACUUGAUGAAUCGCAUGAUGCUGUCCUGUUGGAAUUUGCAAAACUUGAUUUCAACUUGUUGCAAAGACAGCAUCAGAAGGAGCUAGGCAGCCUUACAAGGUGGUGGAAAGAAUUAGAUGCAGCAGAAAAACUGCCAUUCGCUAGAGAUAGAAUGGUAGAGUGCUAUUUGUGGACAUUGGGAGUGUACUUUGAACCGCAAUAUGGUUUUGCAAGAGACUUUUUUCUUAAAAUAAUAUCUCUGACUUCAAUCCUCGAUGACAUAUAUGAUGUUUAUGGAACUCCUCAAGAGCUCCGGUUAUUCACACAUGCUUUCCAACGAUUAGAUGAGAGUCAUGUAAACGAAUUGCCAGAAUAUAUGAAAAUAGUCUACACAGCCUUUCUAGACGCAUAUGCUGAAAUGGACAAAAAGUUGGUAGCCAAAGGGGAAUCCUACCGCAUCAAUUAUGCCAAAAUUGAGAUGAAGAAAUUAGUGGAUGCAUACUAUGAAGAAGCCAAGUGGUUGUAUGUUGAUGGGUCUCCAACUUUUGAUCAGUAUAUGAGGGUGGCACUUCAGACAGGUGCUCAUUUGAUGCUAGCAACAACUUCUUUAGUAGGAAUUCAAGAAGAGUUCGUAACUAGAGAGACCUUUGAUUGGCUGAGCCAAGAUCCUUUAAUUGUUCGAGCUUCUGCCAUUAUUGGCAGAUUAAAGGAUGACAUAGCAGGGCACAAGUUUGAACAAGAAAGAGGGCAUGUGGACUCAGCUGUAGAAUGCUACAUGAGACAAUAUGGGAAGUCAGAAGAGGAAGCUGUGAGAGAACUUGAAGAACAAGUGAGCAAUGCAUGGAAAGACAUCAAUCAAGAAUGCCUUAAACCAACUGCUACUUUUCCAUUGCCUAUACUCAUCCGAGUGGUCAACCUUGCAAGGGUUAUUGAUUUGGUGUAUGAUGGUGAUGGGGAUUCAUACACACAUUCCUCAAAGCUUAAAUCAAUCAUCACCUCUGUCUUGGUUGAUCCGAUCUUGUGAAUCUCGUAAUAGUUAAAUCUAUUAUACGAAGUUUAUAUUACUUGUAACUAAUACGGAGUAUAAUAUAUGAGUGUUUUUGUAAACAAUUAUACUAUCAUUAUAUAUGGGAGUAAUUUGAAUGACAAUCAUU